Messenger RNA from Ambispora gerdemannii, 699 nucleotides. The record is from the annotation of a GenBank genome assembly. Lineage: Eukaryota; Fungi; Glomeromycota; Glomeromycetes; Archaeosporales; Ambisporaceae.
AUAAGUCUCUCAAUGCGUAUACAUUAUUGCAAGGCGCAGAGGAAGUACCCGAUAAAUUCGAGAAAGAAGAGUAUGGCGUAAAAAAUGAUGUUCAUAAUAUAGUUGAAGAACAUUCGGAGGUAGAACAUAUCAGUGAUAUCACACACACUGAGAUCGACUAUCUUGACUUGGGGAACUUCAUUGAACAUGAAAUCCAAGAACUAACGGCUGGCGCUCACAUUGAUGGAGUAGCAAAUAUAAUUUAUCAGACUCACUUGCUGGUGUGUUUAGAUGUCACUAUGGUUCAAAGUAAGACAGCGAAGGAUAUUGCUGAACUUGUAAUCACAGAAAUUGAAAGCGGAGAUGAUUACUCAUGGAACUUUAAAAAAGCUGACCUAUCAAGAAAAUUUGGAAGCACACACAGAGAGAACAGUACAAAGAUUCCAAUCACAAGAGACGAAUGCAUUAUGAUUGCAAAGUCUAUGACAGGUCAGGAAUUAUUUCAACGUGACAAUAAUCAUGUUGAAUCCGCGUGCAAACUGCUUAGUGAGCAUGAAAUUCAUGGCUUUCACUGGUAUCUAAAUAUAAAAGAUUCGGAAGCUACAGCCAUCGGUUUCACCACUCCACUACUAAAAGAGAUUAAAAAUCGUAACAUUAGCAUUACUGAAAUCUACCUCGAUGCAACUUAUAAGACUGCAAGAGGGCGCUAUAAACUUUAUG